Molecule: messenger RNA, 1658 nt
Organism: Tetranychus urticae (two-spotted spider mite)
Lineage: Eukaryota; Metazoa; Arthropoda; Arachnida; Trombidiformes; Tetranychidae
Gene: RabX6
Product: RAS oncogene family member RabX6
Molecular function (GO): GTP binding; GTPase activity
Source: RefSeq, a predicted model, not a curated record
GAUGAUUCUAAAGCAACAUAAACAAAUUGCUUAAUCUUCCUUUCUUCUGCCUGUUCCAGGAUAAUAGUUGUAAUUGUUUUGUUUAAUAGAUAUUUUUAUUUUUGAUAUUGGACCUUCGUCAUACUCUAAUGAAGGACCAAUCAUGAUCUUUUUAUGUCAUCUGAAUUGAUCUUCUACUCUAUUGGUUUAAAAAAGGAUUACUUUUUUGCUUUCCAUUGAGCUACAGAAUUAUCUUUCAUAUUGAAGACCCUUUCAGUUUCAGCUCAUUGUUUUUGCUUUCUUAUUUUAUAUCAUCUCAGAAAUUUAAAUUUUUAGUUGAUAUUUUUAAAGUGUGUUACUUAUCCUAAACCUUUUAAAUGGCAUCUGUAGCAGUUCCUGAAUUUAAGGUUAUUCUUUGCGGUGAAUAUGGUGUUGGUAAAACUUCGUUGUUCCGUCGAUUCACCCAAGAUACUUUUAUUGAUACUUCAAAUUAUACUCAUUCUCAAGCUCGUCAAUCAACCAUGGGUCUUGAUCAUGCUAGUCGCAAAUAUGAAGUGGAUGGUUUAAAGUCUAUCAAAAUGCAACUCUGGGAUACUGGUGGGUUAGAAAGAGUUGCUAGCAUAACCAACUCUUACUACAAGUUCGCUGAUGCUGCUCUCCUUGUUUUCAGUCUAAAUUCACUGGAAUCAUUUCACUGCAUAAGCCAACAUUUACUGGAGAUACUUUCGCUUGCCGAGAAUGCGAAAAUAUUUUUAGUUUGUAACAAGAGUGACCUUAGUCCCUAUGAGGUUGCAGAUUCAGACAUUGAACUGUUCAUGGAACAAUUUCCAAAAUUUAAUGGUGUAUAUAAGGUAUCGUGUAAAACUAACUCAGGAAUAAAGGAGAUGUUCAACGAUAUUGCUGAGAAAUUGGCAAGCAUGAGCUACAAAAGUAAUCUGGAUGCGUUUAAAUUACAUAACCAGGAAUCAGCUUAUAUAAAUGGAUCCAGUUCAUCCAAUGCCAAAGACUAUUGCUGUCCCAAAUAAGAUUACUUGACUUCAACUAUGGAUUUAACAAAAGCAAAAUUGGAAACCAACUAUUUUAACAAAAGCUUUCUUAUCUCGCCAUCAAAAUUUUACCAUGUCUUCGCUUCACCAUCAUAAUCAUCUUCAUCAUUACCAUUAUCAUUGGUCAUAAUUUAUGACUCGUAAAUUGAAUCAAGUUUAUUUAAAUCGUUUAAAGAAAUGAAAGGUUUAUUAAACUUUCCGUUGGGCUCAUAAUCAGUAUUGAUUGAAAUAUUUUUUGCUCAAAAUUCAAAAUAAUUUGCAGUUGUUUUCGCAUGUCAAUCAACUCUUCAAUUUUGGAAUGUUAAACACUAUUCAAGAAAUCUAAAGAAUCAAAAUACAGCAAGUUUGGACAUUAUCAUCCUCACUCAUCUCACUUGGACGACGUUUUCUGUUGUUGAACCAUCUACUUAUUUCACUCCUUUUUUUAUAACUUAUUCAUGAAUAUACUAUGUAAAUUCAUGUUUCUUUUGUUCCUUUACAUGACCUUUACUUUCAAAGCACAUUUUAUGCUGUUUUUAUAUUACCAAAACAAAAACAAAUGACUACAAUGUCAAACCCUCUUUAGUUGAAUGUAAUGAAGACAGCUAAAACAAUAACUCAUGAAUUAAAUGAAUCAGUUUGAGAAUUAAAAAA